AUGCUUGAAGGAAAAUUUGACGAGGCUACAUUGCUAAAGAAAAUUGUAGAUUCUAUCAAAGACUGUGUUAAACUAUGCAACUUUAACUGUACUGAACAUGGAAUUACCGUUCAAGCAGUUGAUGAUUCAAGAGUGUUAUUAGUUUCUUUAUUGGUGGGCCAAUCAGCUUUCACAGAAUACAGAUGUGAUAGGGACGUCACAUUAGGUAUUGACUUAGAAAGCUUCUCUAAGAUCAUAAAGUGUGGCAAUAAUGAGGACUACUUAACCCUCUUAGCUGAAGAUAGCCCGGAUAGUGUUAUGACUAUUUUUGAGGAUAAGAAGAAAGAAAGGGUUAGUGAAUACUCCCUCAAGCUUAUGGAUAUUGAUUCUGAAUUCUUAAAAAUUGAUGAUAUGGACUACGAUACGGUUAUAAACAUGCCAAGCUCUGAGUUUGCCAAAAUUGUGAGAGACUUGAAGAAUUUAAGUGAAUCCUUGAAUAUAAUUGUUACAAAAGAUUCCGUCAAAUUCACAAGUGAAGGUGAGAGUGGAAGUGGAUCGGUUGUAUUAAAGCCAUACACUGAUAUGGAUCACCCCGAAGAAAGCGUUAGUGUCAAUUUAGAGAGUCCCGUAGACUUGACCUUUGGUUUGAAAUAUUUGAGUGAUAUUAUUAAGGCAUCUGGGUUAAGUAGUACUAUCACCAUCAAAUUGGCAGAUAAAACACCGGCUUUGUUUGAGUUUAAAUUGGAUGUCGGGGGGUAUUUGAGAUUUUAUUUGGCUCCAAAGUUCGAUGAAGACGAGUAA
Molecule: messenger RNA, 780 nt
Organism: Priceomyces carsonii
Lineage: Eukaryota; Fungi; Ascomycota; Pichiomycetes; Serinales; Debaryomycetaceae
Gene: POL30
Product: proliferating cell nuclear antigen
Exons: 1
Coding region: 1-780 (259 amino acids)
Biological process (GO): leading strand elongation; mismatch repair; translesion synthesis
Cellular component (GO): PCNA complex
Molecular function (GO): DNA polymerase processivity factor activity; DNA binding
Source: RefSeq, a predicted model, not a curated record